CAAUGAGAAACAAGGAUGAGAAAUGAGACGGUGCUGAAAAAACAGCAGUAAACACACCAAACAAAAGUCUCUAAGUUCCUCGUUGCUUUGUCAUUAUUUGAGCUUGAAAAUCUUGCACUAGCUAACAAUUUCCGGUACAUUAUGGAGCGAGCUAUUAUUGAGAUCCUUGGUGAUGUCGGGUAUACCGGGCCCAUGCAUGAGGACGGCCGUCUCAGGAAGGCAAUCGAAGAUGGAGUGACUUCCAAAGAUUUCACUGAGUUAGUUGCCUGGCUCAGCCAGGAACUGAAGUCUCUGUGUGACCUCGACGAGCACAUCACUCCUGUAACCGAUCCGGAAGAUGCUGAGCACUUUAUGCUGGAGACGAGCGGCUUCUUGAAGGAACUUGGUUGUCCUUAUGGUGACCUUAUUGAGGGUCCAGUCAAUGAAAGACUGAAGACAAAGGCAGCACGUAAUGCUCUCCUAACGUAUCUUCUCUCUGAGCUGCAAUCAGCCAAAAUGAUUGAAGCAAACAACCCUGAGUCCAACAGAUCUGCCAAACCACCACCUGUUCUUGCGUCUCCGCACAAUGAUCUAAAAAAUAUGUUGCUGGCACUGAAAUUCUCCAAGCCCCCUGACAACAUCACUGCCGCUGCUCUCUUCACCAAAGUUGAAACCAAGCUUGCCGAAAUUCUGAAGACGGCUCAUCCCGAUCUGGUCAGCAAAGCAAUUUUCGACAAGCCAAUGAAUCCAGACAAGUGGAAGGCACUGGUCAAGGAGCAACAGAAACUGCACAGCGAGUUUAAAAUUCGUCGUGAACUUUUGAUCACGAGGCUGAAUGUGACUGUGCAGUCGUUUGAGUGGUCCGAUAGACUAAAAGACAGGCAGGAUGACAUGGCCAAAGAAUAUCAAAACAGAAAGAGCGCCCUUUGCAAGGAGCCAGCUGUAGACAUUUCGGACCUGCUGGCCGCCCGUUUAGAUUUGUCAAUUCUCGAAAAGACUAGCAACGCCUCUGUGAGGAAGAACACCAAGUCUGGUGUCAAUGACAUCAUCAUUGGCAAAGUUCCGGACAGAGGAGGCCGCCCAUCAGAGCAAGCAGCACCUCCCAAAGAAAUGCCAAGCUGGCAGAAUAAGAGAGUUGCCGAUGCACCUAGAGGUGGAGGAGGCGGUGGCGGUGGCAGAGGUAACUGGCGUGGCCAAAAUAGUCGUGGUGGAUAUGUGCAACCCAACCGUGACAACCAACAGAUGGGUACCUCUAGUAACUAUGCUCCGCAAGACAGCUACCAAGGUCAUAGGGGUGGCGGCCGAGGAGGAGGAAGCCGAGUCCAGGGUGGCUGGAGCCAGCAAGGAAGUGACACCGAUCGUUCAUUCUACAAUGGAGGACGUGGUCGUGGUGGAAACAGGGGAGGCGCUCGAGGCGAUUAUGCUCGAGGCCGCAGCAGAGACCACUUCUAGUCAGGUGAGCUUCCUCUCUCUAGGCUUGGUGCCUUUCUCUGAUUAAUUAAUUGGUUGAUUUGAAUUUGAAUUUCUGAAGUUCAUUUUUCUUUACUUAAAAUUCACUCAUGCACAAAAAACCUGUUUCAAAUAAUCAAGAAUUGACGAGUGUUUAAUUUUUCUAUUUCAAGUUCCACCCGCUGUUUGGGUAUAAAUCAUGCCAUUUUGUAAUUUGCUGUUAAAAUAAUAAAGCAUAAGUUUAUGUAGUUAAAAACAUAAUAUUUGUUU
Messenger RNA from Neocloeon triangulifer, 1698 nucleotides. Its product is annotated as protein FAM98A. Gene Ontology annotation, cellular component: tRNA-splicing ligase complex. Bases 142 to 1431 code for a protein of 429 amino acids. The record is from RefSeq and is a predicted model, not a curated record. The transcript has 7 exons. NCBI's taxonomy places the organism in Eukaryota, Metazoa, Arthropoda, Insecta, Ephemeroptera, Baetidae.